This is a messenger RNA of Exophiala aquamarina CBS 119918, 969 nucleotides long. Its product is annotated as large subunit ribosomal protein LP0. The transcript is spliced from 4 exons. Gene Ontology annotation, molecular function: structural constituent of ribosome; large ribosomal subunit rRNA binding. The record is from RefSeq and is a predicted model, not a curated record. NCBI's taxonomy places the organism in Eukaryota, Fungi, Ascomycota, Eurotiomycetes, Chaetothyriales, Herpotrichiellaceae. Gene Ontology annotation, biological process: ribosome biogenesis; cytoplasmic translation; ribosomal large subunit assembly. Gene Ontology annotation, cellular component: cytosolic large ribosomal subunit. Bases 1 to 969 code for a protein of 322 amino acids.
AUGGGGGGCAAAUCAGGCACAAAAGCAGUCUACUUCGACAAGCUCAAGGCCUUGCUCGACGAGUACAAGUCGAUCUUCAUCGCAAGUUCCCUUCCGAACCGAACCCUUUUUGUCGAUAAUGUCUCCUCCCAGCAGAUGCACGAAAUUCGGUCCUCGCUACGAGGUGAAGCUGUUGUUCUGAUGGGCAAGAACACCAUGGUGCGCCGUGCUCUCAAGGGAUUCAUCACCGAUAACCCAGAGUACGAACGCCUUCUUCCGCAUGUGAAAGGAAAUGUUGGUUUCAUCUUCACCAACAGUGACCUCAAGACCAUCCGUGACAAGAUUCUUGACAACAAAGUCGCGGCCCCUGCGCGUGCUGGAGCUGUCGCACCUCUCGAUGUCUAUGUCCCUGCCGGAAACACUGGUAUGGAACCUGGAAAGACCUCUUUCUUCCAGGCUCUCGGUGUCCCCACCAAGAUUGCUCGUGGUACCAUUGAAAUCACAACUGAUCUCAAAUUGGUCGAGGCUGGCGCAAAGGUCGGUGCCUCCGAGGCUACUCUUCUCAACAUGUUGAACAUCUCUCCCUUCACAUACGGCAUGAAGGUUCAACAAGUCUAUGAGGAGGGCAAUACGUUCCACCCAAGUGUUUUGGACAUUGAGGAGAGCCAAUUGCUCAAGACAUUGUCUUCUGCCAUUACCACCAUCACAACCAUCUCCCUUGCCGCCAACUACCCAACUCUUCCUUCGGUCAUUCACAGCUUGCUCAACGGCUACAAGAACGUCAUUUCGGUUGCAAUUGAGACAGACUACAGCUGGGACUCCAUUGAUGAGCUCAAGGACCGCAUCGCCAACCCUGAGGCUUAUGCUGCUGCGGCCCCCGCUGCGGCUGCCACUACCUCUGAGGCUGCCCCUGCAGCUGCCAAGGAAGAAGAAAAGGAAGAGGAGAAGGAAGAGAGUGAUGAUGAAGGAUUCGGUGGCCUCUUUGACUAG